Messenger RNA from Nilaparvata lugens (brown planthopper), 2794 nucleotides. RefSeq names its product glutamine synthetase 2 cytoplasmic (gene Gs2). The record is from RefSeq and is a predicted model, not a curated record. Gene Ontology annotation, cellular component: cytoplasm. Gene Ontology annotation, molecular function: glutamine synthetase activity. The coding region runs from base 179 to 1285 and encodes 368 amino acids. The transcript has 8 exons. NCBI's taxonomy places the organism in Eukaryota, Metazoa, Arthropoda, Insecta, Hemiptera, Delphacidae.
UAAUAGUGUGUGCGCGUGUGCGUGCGUAGCUCACCCUAGUUGCCAACUUGUCCGCUAGGGGGGAAAACUGAACCUUGGUUAGAAACUGCUUUUACUUUGUUUAGAUUCAGUUUCAGUCGCAGCGGAUCUGUUGUGUGGAUAACUGACUGUGCCGUGCGGUUAUAUUCAAUAAUUGAAAAUGUCGGGAAUUCUGGAGAACUCUCCCAACUACAAACUGAACAAGACAGUUCUGGACAAGUUCUUGUCGUUGCCUCAGCCUGAGAACAAAGUGCAGGCCACCUACAUAUGGAUUGAUGGCACCGGAGAGGGCAUUCGAGCCAAGACAAGGACUCUAGAUUUUGUGCCAAAGAGUGUUUCUGAACUGCCAAUCUGGAACUACGACGGCAGUUCGACCUACCAAUCGGAGGGCAGCAACUCUGACACAUACCUCUACCCAGUUGCCAUGUACAAUGACCCCUUCCAGAGAGGAAACAACAAACUUAUCAUGUGUGACACAUACAAGUACAACCAUCAGCCAACAGAGACCAAUCACAGAGCCGCUUGCUUAGAGGCUAUGACCAAGGCAGCUGCUCAGAAGCCGUGGUUUGGCAUUGAACAGGAGUACACACUUCUGGACAUGGAAGGCAGACCUUUUGGAUGGCCUAGGAAUGGAUUCCCAGGACCCCAGGGACCGUACUACUGCGGAGUAGGUGCCAACAAGGUGUAUGCCAGGGAUGUGGUUGAGGCCCACUACAGGGCGUGUCUGUAUGCCGGUAUCAACAUCUCCGGAACCAAUGCUGAGGUUAUGCCAUCGCAGUGGGAAUUCCAAGUAGGCCCUUGCGAAGGCAUCGAGAUCGGAGACCAGCUGUGGGUGGCUCGCUACCUGCUGCACAGGGUGGCCGAGGAGUUUGGGGUGGUGGUGACUUUGGACCCCAAACCCAUGGAGGGCGACUGGAACGGAGCCGGGGCUCACUGCAACUUCUCCACCAAAACUAUGCGCGAGGAGAACGGAAUCAUUGAAAUCGAAAAGGCGAUUGACAAGCUGUCGAAGCAGCACAUUCGUCACAUCAAGGCGUACGACCCCAAGGAAGGCAAGGACAACGAGAGGCGCCUCACGGGCAAGCACGAGACGUCAACCAUCCACGACUUCUCAGCUGGAGUUGCCAACAGGACAGCCAGUAUCCGUAUCCCCCGAGGAUGCGCGGAGGAGAAGAAAGGAUACCUGGAGGACAGGCGACCUGCCUCCAACUGCGAUCCUUACAGUGUUGCCAACGUUAUCGUGCGCACAGUGUGUCUCAACGAAUAAAUCAAACAACAUUUUGUUCCAAACGAACAAAACAUCAAAUAAAACACAUCACACAAUCACCAGACAGUGCCUGAACAGCUAAAUACAACAAAAAAAUAUGAACUAACAAUAAACGUGUACAUUAUAACUAGUGUUAACAUUCUAUAUUGAUUUUAGCAGGUUAUCAACUGAAAUCAAACUACCUACGCCGAAUUAAAGACAUAUCAGUGUUUUGCCUUAAUAAAGAAUUUACGAAUUUUUCAUUCAUUGAAUUUGAUUUUAACUACUUUACAAUUGAAAUCAAACUACGCCGAAUUAAAGACUUAUCAGUGUUUCUGCCUUGAUAAAUGAUUCACAAUUUUCUCAUUCAUUGAAUGAAUUUUCAUAUAAAUUUGAUUUUAUAUAGUUUACAAUUAUUGAAAUCAAACUACGCCGAAUCAAAAAACAUAUCAUUGUUUUGCCUUGAUAAAUCAUUUACAAAUAUCUUCAUUUAUUUAUUGAAUGAAUUUUCAUAACAAAGUUUCAUAAAAAUAUGAUUUCAGCUAGUUUACAAUUGAAAUCAAACUAACGGAUCAAAAACACUUGGUUUUGAAAUUAUUAAUACAUUUUUUUAUCUAAUAAUUUCCUAUAAAAAAUGUUCAUAUACUGUAUCAGUUUGUUCCAAGAUGGCUCUCUGAAAUCAAUCUACUAUAUACCUUUGUUUCUGGUAGCAUCCUAGUUCAAUGUAACUUUUCAAUUGUAAUAACUCUAUGUGGAUUACUUACAAUAUUUUUUGUAGACUUGGUGUUGAAAUAACUUCUAUCAUUCCAUUUAAGUGAGAAGAAUGAAUAUGAUUUGUUUGCUCUGUGAUUCAAGUGUUCGUAACUAUUUACAUAAAAAUUAUAAAGAAACAAAAAUUGAAAUGGAAAGGCCUACAUAAAUGGGAAACACUUUGCAGAUGAAUUCAAUCAUAGAGGAAAUUGGGCCUACUAUUUUUUGUAAAGACUUCAUUAAUUUCUGUAUUCUAAUUUCUUAUUCUAUGAUAUGAUAUUCAACAAUGAUGUGCAGGAUAUACUGAUGGUAUGCAGGCUACAUAAUACAGUAAAAUAUUUGUAAUUUUAUACAAAAUAGAAGGCUACUCAAGUUUUUAAUAAUUGGGUAGCUUUGAAGCAUCGGAAUGAGGGACUUUUCAUGUAAUUUUGUCACAAAAAAUGAGGAGAAUGCCGUUCAUGGAGCCUAAAUCUAAAUAAAUUGGUUGCACAAUAUUGGAAGACUGUUACUGUGAAAAAUAUUAUCAAAUCAGUUAGUAGAAGUGUGUGGAAAGAAGUUCAUCUUCUGUAAAUUUAUGUUAAACUUAAUAUCGACUUUUGAGGAGAAUCAUAUCAAGUCAAUUCGAUUGAAACUAUAUGCAUUUUGUGAUUAUAUAUCUAUUGUUGUUAAGUGGUCAGAAAUUAUAUUGAAUAUAUAUUUAUGUAUAUUUUAUCGAUUAUACGACUAAUGUUUCAAGAAAGGAGUAGGAAUUUUUGGGUAUAUAAAACUGUUUUGAACUCA